GGUCGACGUCAUUGCAACGUCUGCCCAGCCAGACGGGUGUUAGAAUGUCGGAUGUUUAUAUGAAGAAGUGUGAUUUCAACGUCAACUUCUUUCCGUUCAUUUAUCAAAACGAUAUUACAUUUCAAGCAGAAAUUUAAAUCCAAACGGCCCAAUUCAUAUAGCUAAAAUGCAAUUGCUCACAUCCCUCACACUUCUUCUAGCGGCUUUCGUUGAGCUCAGCUCCGCCCUUGUUUUAUCUCCAGAAUUGUACAAUUAUGAUGUUUGGGGGUCUGAUGGACUACGUACUGAGAAACUUAAGUCCUUGAAAGGAAUUAAGAAAAUUCUGAAGAAAUCAUCCAUCAUUCCUGAUGUUCUCGAUCCCUUUAUUCCAACCUGUUACAUUCUUCCCUCUUAUCCCCCCUCUCCUUCCUCGUCUUCCUUAAAGAAAGUAAAACUAGGCAAUAAACUCCUCCCCUCGCAAACUCAAUCCGCGCCCUCGAUCCAAGUUUUCUGUCCUGGAAAACAUCAUGUUCAGGGCGGUUUGACAAUCAUUCUUACAGAUCCGGACGCACCUUCGAGGGAUGAUGAUAGUAUGUCUGAGAUGUGUCAUUGGAUUGCGAGGAUUCCUGAGGCUGUGAUUGGGAAGGAAGGGGUCAGUGGGGAGUGGAGUGGGAGUGAGUUGGAAAAGGUGGGAGUUGUUGAUUAUAAAGCACCGGCGCCACCAAGAGGAACAGGAAAACAUAGAUAUGUAUUUGUAUUGUUAGAGGGUGAUAAUGUGGAUAUCGAAGGGCCUGAGGAAAGGAAACAUUGGGGUUUCGAGAAACCGGGAAGUGGGAUUAGAGAAUGGGCUGGGAGAGAAAAUCUGACAAUUAUAGGAGCGAAUUUUCUUUACGAAAAGUACCAUGAUGAGGGAAAGGAUAGUAAGUUCAGGACUCAGGGAUAAUUUUGAGCAAUGUUGAGAUGGACUAAGAAAUGUAUACAUAUCGGUUUUCUUCAUGGGCUUUCUUUUCAUUUAUUAUUAGGAUCUUCACGCAUCAAUUUCAAAUUAUUGCAUCUCAUUAUAACAAGGAAUUUACCAAUACAAGAUACACAAUCAUUAUCACGCACAGAUACA
Molecule: messenger RNA, 1093 nt
Organism: Botrytis cinerea B05.10
Lineage: Eukaryota; Fungi; Ascomycota; Leotiomycetes; Helotiales; Sclerotiniaceae
Exons: 3
Coding region: 167-922 (251 amino acids)
Biological process (GO): regulation of proteolysis; regulation of Ras protein signal transduction
Molecular function (GO): phospholipid binding; peptidase inhibitor activity
Source: RefSeq, a predicted model, not a curated record